CUUACACAUCCAUUGAGAACCGACGCGUUUAAUUUGUGCUCACAAUGAAAUCGUUCAUCGUAUUAUCAGCCCUCGUGGCUGUCGCGUGCGCCGCUCCUCAGUUUCAGCCCUUUGUGCCACAGCAGCAGCAAUACGUAAACCCCCAGUUCAUCCCUAUUCUCAGACAGUCCCAGACAGUCAACCCCGACGGAUCAUACGAGUUCAGUUACGAAACCGGCAACGGCAUAGCCGCGCAAGAGCAGGGGUAUUUGAAGAAUGCUGGAAUUAAAGACGCGGAGGCUCAGGUUGCGCAGGGCUCCUACGCGUACACCUCGCCCGAGGGCAUCCCCAUCUCUGUGUCCUACAUCGCUGACGAAUACGGUUUCAGAGCUGAGGGCGCCCACCUACCCACCCCACCACCAAUCCCAGAAGCCAUCGCGCGCGCACUCAAGUACAUAGCAUCCCAGCCCCCGCAACCACAGAACCAGCCCCAGGGGUUCCGCGGUUGAACAACCAACGACAAGGCGACGACUACACCUAGAUAUUAAGACGAUCUUUUACUGUGAUGUAUUAUAUUUUAUAGAACUAAAUUAGGAAUUAUUCUUUAAUAAAUUUUAUA
Messenger RNA from Aricia agestis (brown argus), 598 nucleotides. It is a transcript of the gene CPR32, whose product is annotated as endocuticle structural glycoprotein SgAbd-2-like. Bases 45 to 488 code for a protein of 147 amino acids. NCBI's taxonomy places the organism in Eukaryota, Metazoa, Arthropoda, Insecta, Lepidoptera, Lycaenidae. The record is from RefSeq and is a predicted model, not a curated record. Gene Ontology annotation, molecular function: structural constituent of chitin-based larval cuticle. Gene Ontology annotation, cellular component: chitin-based extracellular matrix. The transcript is spliced from 4 exons.